Molecule: messenger RNA, 2589 nt
Organism: Symbiodinium sp. CCMP2592
Lineage: Eukaryota; Dinophyceae; Suessiales; Symbiodiniaceae
Source: the annotation of a GenBank genome assembly
AUGGCUGCUAUGGAGCUGCACCCGCUCGGCUCUUUCAAGGCGCCAUGCAUGGGCCUCGUGCGCCCAGCAGUGGCCGGCAAAACAAACCGGGCACCCAGCCCGAGGCGGCACUCCUUGGUGUUGCCUUGCUCCACGCUGGCCGCUGUGGUCGGUGCCACAAAGCUGCGAAAGAGAAGAGUAGCGCGACGUGGGCUCACACGCCUAGCUGAGCGGCUAUUGAGCCAACGCGGUUUGAGGCCGGAACCCAGCCCAAUCGAGUCACUGCCGCAGCUGAACCUGCCGAAUGUCAACGGCCUGCCACAGCUGAAACUGCCGAACAUCCAGGGUUUGCAGCAGCUGAAGCUGCCGAAUGUGAAGGUGGAGCAACUUCCGAAGGAGGUGGUGGAUUUCCUGCACCACCUGCCGAUUGGGGCCGCUGCUCCAGCGCUGAUGCCGGCAGCCGCAGGGGCUGCUGUCGUCGCGCUGCUCGCGCUGAGGCGUGGACCCCAGCCCUGGCUGGAGGAGCUGCCUCUGCGCUACGAUGGCGCCUGGAUCGAGGCUUACUGGCAGCGUCGCCCAUGGCGUUUGACGACGCGCUUCAUUGAAGUUGCCAUCCGCUUUGGUGGUUUCAGCCUGAACAUCGAGCUCGACAAGCUUCUGAAUCGGGAGGAGGCCGUGGCGCCCCAGAGGGCUCGUGAGGCCAAGGAGCUCAUCACAGACCUCGGGCCCGCUUUUGUGAAGAUUAUGCAGGUUUUCGCUUCUCGGCCCGAUGCCCUGCCGGAGGCUUACCAGAAGGAGUUCGAGGGGCUCUUGGAGCGCGUCCGCCCUUUCGGCCGGGAGGAGGCGAUGGAGACUUUGCGCCGCAACCUUGGUGGCAUGGAGGCCGUUCGCAGCCUCUUUGACGAUAUGGCGGCCUUCGAGAAGCCGGUGGCUGCGGCCUCUGUGGGCCAAGUCUACCGCGCUAGCAUUCAGGGCCGCGAGGUGGCCGUGAAAGUUCAGCGACCCGAUGUGCGCGAGCAGGUCACGCUUGACCUUUUCGUGGUCCGGAAACUUGCAGCCAUCGGCUCUUUCGUUCCGAUCGAGCGCUACGCGCGCCAGUUUAAGAGCAUCUUCGAGCUCGUCGACCGGGCUGCGCCCCCUUUUAUCGAAGAGCUCGACUACGAGUUUGAAGCGGAGAACCAGCGCGAGUUUGCUGAGCUCAUCUCAAAGUGCGAACUGGUCGAGGACACGGUGGUCGUGCCGGAGGUGCUGAAAGCUUCGAGAGAAGUUCUGGUGCAGGAGUGGCUCCCUGGGAAGAAGCUGACCGAGGAAGGGGCUGCAAAGGAUCAGUCGCAGGAAGUGGUCAAAGUCCUGUUGAACUCGUACAUGGUGCAGCUCCUCGAGACUGGCUUCCUACAUGGUGACCCCCAUCCCGGGAACUUCGUGCUCAUGCCCACGGGCAAGAUCGGGAUCUUGGACUACGGGCUCAUGACGCGCAUCACGCCCGAGAAGCGGGUUGCCCUCAUCGAGUACCUCAUCCACGUGCAGGCCAACAUGUACGACGAGUGCCUGCAAGACUUGGUCACCCUGGAGUUCCUCCCCGAGGGCAUUGCCAAUGACAAGGUGGCGCGAGAAGUUAUCGUACCCCGGCUCGCCGAGACUUUAAACAUCCUCUUCGAGCAGAGCGAUCUCCGGGUUCAGAGGGAGAAGUUCAUCAAACAGCGCGAGGAGCUGGAAGCUACGGGUAAGCUGGAAGUGCUCCAGGAGGAGCUCCAAAACAUCGCAAAGAAGUAUGGCACCUUCGAGCUCCCUAGCUAUGCCACGCUGAUCAUCCGGGCUCUGGCAACUCUCGAAGGCGUCGGCCUCAGGGCAAACAAGGACUUUUCACUGUCGUCCGAGACGUUUCCAUACAUCGCGCGCCGACUGCUGACAGACGAUGGUGAUCGCAUCCGGAAGGCGCUGAAAGCCUACCUCUACAAGGGCCGCGCGCGCAUGGCCCCUGACCGCCUGGAGAGCAUCGCACAAGGCUUCCGAACCUUCACAAAUCUGAUGAAAGGCGAUCGGAAUGAGGCGGUGGCUGCUGGCGCCCCGCGUCCCGAGGACUUCGUGGAUGCCCAGAAUGAGGAUGUGUCCCUGGAUGCCGCUACGAAAGAUAUCGCUGCCGUCGUUUUCUCCCCGGACGGCAACUUCCUUCAGGACCUGCUAAUCGACGAGGGCGUCGCCGCCGUGGAUGCCCUCUCACGGGCGGCUGUGUCGCAAGUGCUGCGCAUCCUCGGCCCCUUGGGAGCCCCCGUGGCGGCACCGAUGCAGCUGAUCCUGGGAUCUGGCACAGAGCGGCUACUGACCCGGGAGGACAAGCAGUCUCUCCUGGUCAUUCGGAAGAUUGUGCAGAUCAUCCAGGCGGCGGCCGAGAUCCCGGCGGCCGCGCAGCCCGAGGACCUGCCGCGAACCCUGCAGGAUUUGGGACGGCUGCUUCCCGUGGCGCAGUCCCUUUUGCCGACCCUUGCACCAGGCGCUGCAGCCUUUGCCCAGCGCUUUGCGCAGCGACUGGCUGCCCGGGCCCUGCAACGAUUGGCAUCGGACGUGGCAUCCGGCGAGUCUCGCAGUGAGCUGGCCGUGACCUCCGCAUGA